UGGUUGAUACUGAGAUUUAUAAAAGUGAUUUUGAAAAAUUGGAUCUGCUCUGCUAAUUGCUUCACCAGUCACGUUCCAUCGACGACAAAUAUGGUAACUGUUUAUUGUUACGUUGGAAAUUUCCAGUGAUUAUAAGGAUGACAAAAAGGAGGGGAUCAGCUCACCAGUGAAGAGUGCUCUAGGCUACUGAGAGGAAGAGGAAGAUCGCUUGGAAGCAGGAAGAACGCGGCUAGAUCGUUUGAACGUGACCAUGGUAACUCGACAGGCCUAGAAUUGGAAAAACAGGCGAUGCAUCUGAUUUUACUCUGGGCGUUGGUCGCCCUAAUUGGCCGCGUCCACUGCAAAUGUAGCCUAGCGCCGAUUGUGGAUGACGAACGGUCGAUCGCCUACGCUUGCACACACGGCGACCUGAACGACCUCGACGAGAUAUCUAGUGACGCGGACUGGAUAGAAUUCACGGUGUCCCGAUUCCAUCUUAUCCCAGACAACGCUUUCUGGCGCUUCAAAAACCUCCGUCGAUUGUCAUUCUACAAUUGCCAUGUGAACUUUAUCGCCCCGGACGCAUUCGCUGGUCUAAACAGACUAGAGUGGCUCAUAUUCCAUGGAACAAAGAUCCAUGCAGCCAGAUCCAUUUGGUUUCGUCCUUUGACUAAUUUAAGAAAACUUGUUUUGGAUAGAUGCAGUUUGGUGCAUAUAGAGCCCGAUAUUUUCCGUAUGCUGCCCAGAGUGGAGACUCUAGGCUUGCGUGAUAACGAUCUGGACUGUUUACCGACCGAGGAACUGUCUUAUCUACGCUUGCUCAAGGUUGUACGCAUCGAUGGUAACCCUUGGCUUUGCGAGUGUCGACACCGGCUAGACGAAUAUUUUCGAUCUAGAUCCAUUGUUCAGGAAGCGGAAUGUACGAGACAAAUUACUGUCUGCAGGAAAUAUCAAUGCAUGACUCCAAUAGGUUUACCUGUUCUUCCUUCUAUUCUGACGACUCAACAGCUAUACGAUUUUAGCAGGGAGCGCACAGUUAAUCGUGGAAACGAAUUUCAAACGAACGUGUUCACUUCCCUAGACCGAUUACCGGAUAAAACCACCUGGAUCGAGAUUUCAGGUCUGAGCAUAGAAACACUUCCCAAAUACGCGUUCUUCCGUUUUGGAAAUAGUUUAAGAAACUUGGAUUUGAACGACUGUCAAAUCAGCGUGAUCGAAAGUGGAGCUUUCGCAGGCUUGCAUAAAUUACAACGUCUCUCCUUAGUCGGUAAUCGAUUUCCAAUUUUGGGCUCCAACUGGUUCCGUGAUCUCGUCAGUCUUCAGCAAUUAAUUCUUCAAAGAAAUUACAUAGAACAGAUCGAACGUACAGCACUGUGGCAUGUUGGCAAUACUUUGAGGCAUCUCGAUAUUCGAGAUAAUUUACUUCGAUGUAUCGCUAUUGAGGAAUUGGCCGAAAUGAAAACAUUGGAGAGGUUAGACGCAGCUGGAAAUCCAUGGUUAUGUACUUGUCGAGAAAAUUUGCAAAACUUUUUAACUCAACGAAAGGUGGGAUUUGAAAUCAAUUCUGGUAGAUGCUACGAAAGCGAGGACGACAUAUCAGAUGGCAACACGGGCUGGCGUGAGCAACAGAUGAUAGUCGAGGACACUUCAAUCACCACUGGCAAAGUGCACUGGACCUCCUUUGAAGAUACUAUCAAACAGUCGAAUAUAACAAUAGUCAGACCGCCACCUUCAACUCCUCCUCGACCGAAAAUUCACGGCAUCAUGGCUCAACCCCCUGUUUAUGAAGGCUUAUGUUAUCCUGAAAAACCCAAUGGAUCGAUCUAUGUUUGCAAGGCCAUCACAUCAAUCGAAGAAUUAACCAUAAUACCACUCACAGUGCAAACUAUUAACGUCACCUUGUCGAACAUCAAAAAAAUUCCGCAAAAUACGUUCGUGCGUUUUAAUGGAUACCUCACGAGACUCGAACUUCGAGAUUGUGGUAUCGAGACUAUCGAACCUCGUGCUUUUACGAAUCUACACAAUUUACAAUACUUAUCCCUUCGAAGCAAUCAACUGGAAUCUAUAAAUGCCGAUACUGUCCAAGGUCUUUACAACCUAAAACAUCUAGACAUAUCCCAUAACAACAUAUAUCGAAUCACAAACGAUGUGUUCGAUAAUUUACGGUAUUUAAUAAACCUAGAUAUGUCUGACAACUCUAUGAACUGCAUAGGCGUGGAAUAUAUGGAUCAACGAUUACGCUACCUAACCUCUCUAGAUGUUUCGAAUAACCCUUGGAGCUGUUUAUGUGGAACGAAAUUGGCCGAAUUUUUGGACACUCGCGACAUAAAAUAUGAUAAAAAUUCAUUGCUACUGAGAGAAGACUGUUACGCGUCAACUCAACCGGAAACGACCAUUAUUCCUAUGAUUUCGACUACAGCUAGUACUUCUCUCUGGAACGAAACUAUAGAAGGGACCUGCAUGAGUCAUCAGGAUAAUACAGGGAUACGUUAUCGAUGCACAGGUGGUAACUUAUUGUUGCUGCAAUCGAUACCAACAGAUGUCACAGCCAUUGAAUUUCACGAAGGCCACUUACCGCGGCUACCUUCAGACUCAUUCUCAAGAUUUAUGAAUUUACGCGAACUUAUUAUUCGAAAUUCUGGUUUAACCACUGUGGAACAGGGCGCAUUUAAGGGUUUACAUAUGUUAGAAAAUCUCACGAUUCAGGAUAACCCUCUCGAGAUGAUAGGGUCUUCUUGGUUCGUUCUGGAGCAUUUAGAAAGGUUAGAUGUGCGCGGUAAUUCUGUCAAAUAUAUCGAACCAGGAUCGUUUCGCAAUUUAAAUAGACUCUCUUAUCUGAAUCUUGAGGGAAACGACUUGAGAUGUAUUUUCACCAGUGAUUUAAACGAUAUGCCUGAUGUGUAUAUCGUGGAAUUCUCUGGGAAUCCUCUAAAGUGGAGAUGCAGAGUAGAAUUAGAGCAAUUUUUGGAAGCUAGAAAAAUUAGAUUUAUAAAAAUCGAGAAUUCCUGCGAAGGGAAAAAGAUAAUGAGGAAUCUUCUUUUACAAAAUAAAACCGAUGGUACAUUCGAUUGUCCUUCUGAUUGUUCAAUGGCUACUGAUAUUGUUAGACACUUUUCAAUCAUAUCUAUACUACCAUUGCUGAUAACAUUGGUUUAUUAAGUGGCAUUGUAUUAAAUACUUAACUAAGAUACAAUGAUGUAUGUGUUCAUUCAUUACAAAGCGCGUUUUGCAUUGUAUCUGUAACCGAAUAGAAAUUAGGUUAGAAUUUAUACGCGUUAUUAAUUUUUUUUACUAAUUGAAGAAUAUUUACGUUGGGGGUGUGUGACGAAAUAUUGUAACGCAGUGCUUAAACAUCUA
Molecule: messenger RNA, 3336 nt
Organism: Habropoda laboriosa
Lineage: Eukaryota; Metazoa; Arthropoda; Insecta; Hymenoptera; Apidae
Product: slit homolog 1 protein-like
Exons: 6
Coding region: 289-3138 (949 amino acids)
Cellular component (GO): plasma membrane
Molecular function (GO): protein binding
Source: RefSeq, a predicted model, not a curated record